Arabidopsis arenosa is the source of this 1449-nucleotide messenger RNA. NCBI's taxonomy places the organism in Eukaryota, Viridiplantae, Streptophyta, Magnoliopsida, Brassicales, Brassicaceae. The record is from the annotation of a GenBank genome assembly.
CGACCUUUUCUUCUCUUAUCACUAAACCCUCAAAUCCUUUGUUUUGGAUUGAGAUUGCUUCUGAUUGUAAUUGCUUUGUUGUGUAUCUGUUGACUUGAGAAAAGUCUUUGGAGUGACUUCUUCUUGAUUACAUCAGCUUCUGUUGAAUCUCUCAGAUUCUUAAAAGCUUAAAUCUUUGUUGCUACUUUGUUUGUUUCUGUGCAUCCCUUUGACGGAUGUGGAGGAAAAAAGGGUUGUCUUGAUGAAAUGAGGGAUGUUAUCAACGUUAAUGAAACUCUUGAGUGCUUGUCUGUGGCCGUCUUCUUCCUCGGGCAAGUCCUCUGAUUCAACAGGAAAACAAGAUGGAUUACUUUGGUACAAAGACUCUGGUCAGCACCUCGUUGGUGAAUUCUCCAUGGCUGUUGUUCAAGCCAAUAACUUGCUUGAGGAUCAGAGUCAAGUUGAGUCUGGUCCUUUGAGUACUCUUGACUCUGGUCCUUAUGGAACCUUUGUUGGUAUAUAUGACGGCCAUGGCGGGCCUGAAACCUCACGAUUUGUUAAUGAUCACCUUUUUCAACAUCUAAAGAGAUUCGCUGCAGAGCAGGGCUCUAUGUCGAUGGAUGUAAUUAAAAAGGCGUAUGAGGCGACGGAAGAAGGUUUUUUAGGGGUUGUGACAAAGCAGUGGCCAACUAAGCCACUGAUUGCAGCGGUUGGGUCUUGCUGCUUGGUGGGUGUUAUAUGCGGAGGGAUGCUUUACAUAGCUAAUGUUGGGGAUUCCCGUGCAGUUCUUGGAAGGGCUAUGAAGGCGACAGGUGAGGUUAUUGCGCUUCAGCUCUCCGCGGAACAUAAUGUGAGCAUAGAGUCUGUUAGACAGGAGAUGCACUCCUUGCAUCCGGAUGACUCGCAUAUUGUCAUGUUAAAGCACAAUGUGUGGCGUGUUAAGGGACUUAUUCAGGUAUCUAGAUCCAUAGGAGACGUGUAUCUUAAAAAGGCGGAGUUCAACAAGGAACCAUUGUACACAAAAUACAGAAUCCGUGAGCCAUUCAAAAGACCGAUCUUGAGUGGGGAACCGACAAUAACUGAGCAUGAGAUCCAACCACAAGAUCAGUUUCUAAUAUUCGCUUCUGAUGGACUAUGGGAACAGCUGAGCAACCAAGAAGCUGUUGACAUCGUUCAGAACCACCCACGAAACGGGAUUGCACGGAGACUGGUGAAGAUGGCACUACAAGAGGCGGCAAAGAAACGAGAGAUGAGAUACUCAGAUCUGAAGAAGAUAGAGAGAGGAGUGAGAAGGCAUUUCCACGAUGACAUAACUGUGGUAGUCAUCUUCCUUGAUACCAAUCAGGUGAGCUCUGUGAAAGGACCCUCUCUCUCUAUCCGAGGCGGUGGUAUGACAUUCCCCAAGAAAAUCUAAGAUACUCCACUUUUAGGCUCCCAUCUUUUGUAGUUAUAUAAAAAAAAGUCACUCUU